AUGGUGCCCAGACCCUCGACUAUUAACGACCUCGACGACGAGAACCUCUAUGACUUUGUUGCCGCCUUGGGUACCGAGGAGGAAGAACAUCUGGUUGAUGAGAACACUCAGGCCGAGUCCAACGUUGUCAACGAGACGGGCCAUGGUACUACCGACGAGCACGAGGAGGAGGAGACUGGGAAGAAUAGUUCCUCUAAUACCGGUCAAGAACAGGCUGUUCUGAACAGCCUGGCAAAGACGAUACCGCUGAAAUCCAUCGUCAACAACCACAUCGGUUAUAAGUGGCACUUUGAGAACAUUCUCUAUAAUGCCUUCUCCCUACAGUUGGAUAUGCUAGGUAACCGUGUCCCUCCCGGUAAGAAGUUCGCCUUGUUACGCCUCAAUCUCCAAGGUGGUGCUUACACGACAAUCGAAGCCAACGUCUGUCCCUCAUCACACGUUACUGUAGCCGAGGAUGACAAGCUCUAUCGUAAAGCCCGAAUGGUGUUGAUAGAUAGGUAUGGUAUGGAUCUAUUUAAGAGCUGGCACCAGUUCAUCAAUCGUAAGCUCCGUCCUAAUGAAUCUCCAGCUGAGUUCCUUACCGAGUUACAACGUUUGGUAUCAUUAUCGAGACCAUCGGGUAUCAAGCUCGACCAAACAUGGAUGAACUCAGCAGCUUGCCUUAUGUUCUGGGAAGGUUUGCCGAGUGAUAUUCCAGGGUUACCAGCCCUGAAAAGUCAGUGGAAGACUCUUUGGGAGUCUCGUGGUGAUAUUGUAGAGGGCUGCCUCAGAUUGGCAAAGAGCAUUAAGAUUGAUGAGAGCCAGGGAGCCAUAGCUGCUGUUUCAGCUUACCCUUCCUACCCUUCUGUAAAAGGGAAAGGAAAGGAGAAAGGCAAAGGAAAGGGCUUCAGAGGAAAGGGCCGGACCUGGAAGGGCAAAGGUAUACCCUGUGAGCCAAAAGCUGAUGCUCGGUAG
Molecule: messenger RNA, 954 nt
Organism: Perkinsus marinus ATCC 50983
Lineage: Eukaryota; Perkinsozoa; Perkinsida; Perkinsidae
Exons: 4
Coding region: 1-954 (317 amino acids)
Source: RefSeq, a predicted model, not a curated record